GUACAAUAAUUUAAUAUGGCGGAAACGGUACGUUGAUACAGUUCGUGGUGUUAUUGCGUGAUAAUUCGGUUAGUAAAAAUAAUACAUAAUAUCAUUAUAAAUAUUUAAAACUACAAUCGUACGGUAGUGACCGAUAAAGUGUUAUCAUGGGUUCUAACAAACGGCACAAAACCGAAAAAUCUCGCGAUGCUAAGAAGAAGCGUCAUCGCAGUCGUUCCCGAAGUUAUACACCUGAUCGUGAGAAAUCUGAGAAGCAUAGACAUCACAAAAAGCACAGGAGGAAAGAGCGCAAGGAUUAUGACAGCGAUGUUGAGAUUGUUAAUGCUCCACCACCACCAAAAAUAUCAAAAUCAUCACACCCAUCGACGCCUCCACCACCAGAAAUUUCCAAACAACGCAGCCCAUCUCCUGCUAAAGGUGGAGCAUCACAAGCUUCAUUAUCCAUUGAGGAAACCAAUAAGCUUCGUGCAAAAUUAGGAUUAAAGCCGUUAGAGAUUGAUAAUACACCAAAAGAAGAUCCAAAUAAAAUCAAAGAUGAUUUGGGAGAGUUUUACCAUAAACCUGCACCAAAUAACAGUGAUAAAGUAAAGGCACAGAAGCUAAGAGAAAAGAUAGGUACUCAAAAGGAGAAACGACAAAUUGAGUCAAAUUUAUCAAAGAUGAAGAGUUUGGGUGAAUGUGAUUCUGAUGACGAUACUCAAUCAUGGAUCAACAAAUCUAGACACUUGGAAGAAGAGAAAAAGAAAGCAGAGAAGAGAGCAAAGAUGUUAGAUCAGUUGGAUGAAGAAUUUGGAAUUGGUAAUUUGGUCAAGGAAGAAAUACAUACUGCUCGUAAUACUGCUUAUACAGAGAAGGAUUUGAAAGGCCUUAAAGUUGAACACAAUAUUGAAACGUUUGAGGAAGGUAAAACUGUAAUCUUAACAUUGAAAGAUCAAGAAGUAUUAAAUGAAAAUAAUGCUGAUUUACUCGUGAAUAUGAAUAUGAUUGAUAAUGAGCGUUACAAACGUAGUGUUUUGAAUAAGACUAAGAAACCUACUUACGAUCCAUAUGCUGAUGAAAAUUUUGAUGAAUAUGGAUUUUCCAAAAAUAAAAUUUUGGGAAAGUAUGAUGAGGAAAUUGAGGGUGAAAAAAGGGACAAUUUUGUAUUGGGUGUUAAUAAUCCAGUAGAAUUGAAACGACGUCAAGUAGAAACAGUGAAACAGCGCUUAGCAAAUAAAAAACUAGAAUCGCUACAGAUUGCAGAACCAAAACUAGCAAGUGAAUAUUACAACGAAGAAGAACUUGCAAAGUUUAAAAAACCAAAGAAGAAGAUUCGAAAAAUUAGAACGAAAAAAGUACUCAAGGCCGAUGAUUUAGUUCCUGUCGAAAAUGAUUAUCUUAGAGAUCUUGGAAGUAGGAGAAGGAAAAAACCAGAAGACUCGAAGGAUAAUGAGUCUUUAGAUAUCGACGAUUUGGAGGCUCCUGCAGAAGAUCUUACUGGAAUAAAGCUUGAAGAAGAUGAUAAAGAAUUGGAGCUACAGUUGGCUUUAAAGAAAGCUCAGCGAUUGAAAGAAGGAUAUCCAGCUGGAAUUCAGAAAACUGUUGAAACAAUAAAGCAAGAAACUCUUAGCUCAGAGGAGAACCAAGCUGGAAACAUUGUUCUUAAUUCUACUGCAGAAUUUUGUAGAACUUUAGGUGAUAUACCCACAUACGGACUUGCAGGAAAUAGAGAGGAAAAUGGACAAGAACUUAUGGAUUUCGAAUUGGAUGAAAUUAAAGAUGAGCCACCUGCAAAUGAGGAUGAGGAUAAUGGUCGUGGUGCUUGGAACACUGUGCAUUUAGAUGAGAACACUUCAGAACCAGUCGUAAUGGAGGCGGCAAUUCUCGAUGCUGAGCCGUCUCUCGGACAAGGGGUAAGUGGAGCUUUGAAAUUAGCAAUGAGCAAAGGUUACUUGCAAAAGGAGGAUAGUAAUCGACCUUCAGCGUCACGAUUUGCACAUUUGCAAGCUCAGAAUUACUCGAUAGAAGAUAAAACAUACGGAGAUGAUGACAAAUUCGGCAGAAGAGAUCGCUUUAAUGGACCGACAUCUGAUUUCAAGGAGAAGGAUGGUUUCAAACCAAACGUUAAACUUGAAUAUAUUGAUGACGACGGGCACGUCUUAAGCGCUAAGGAAGCUUUUCGAUAUCUAUCACAUAAAUUUCAUGGAAAAGGACCAGGAAAAAACAAGGUGGAGAAGAGGAUGAAGAAAGCUGAGCAAGAAGUUUUAAUGAAGCGAAUGUCUUCGACAGAUACACCUUUAGGUACACUAAACUUGCUGCAAGCUAAACAAAAGGAAACUCAAUCACCGUAUAUAGUGCUUAGCGGCAGUAAACAGAUGCAAACGACUAGCAUAGCAAAAACAAAACAUUAAGGGAUAAACGCAAACAAGGAUAAAAAUUGUACAUAAUCUUACGUAUACAUAGUGUAGCGUUUGCAAAUAAAAUUGAGUUCACAACUUCGUAUGAUGAAAAUAUUAACCAAAGGAGCGAAAAGGAUACGAGAUGUUUUUUUUUUUUAAUUAUACUGUGGAUGCGGGAUGAAAUAAAUAUUUGGAUAUUCCUUGACUCAAUUCAACUAGUGUUGAAUCUGUAUAACUUGUUUGGCUUUAUAACGCAUCAUUGAAAAAAAUAUGAGUAAAAGUAAUAUUAUUUUAUAGAUCUUACUUUAUACAAUAAAGUAUACUUCAUAAACA
Linepithema humile (Argentine ant) is the source of this 2711-nucleotide messenger RNA. Its product is annotated as U4/U6.U5 tri-snRNP-associated protein 1. The record is from RefSeq and is a predicted model, not a curated record. NCBI's taxonomy places the organism in Eukaryota, Metazoa, Arthropoda, Insecta, Hymenoptera, Formicidae. Gene Ontology annotation, biological process: mRNA cis splicing, via spliceosome; maturation of 5S rRNA. Gene Ontology annotation, cellular component: U4/U6 x U5 tri-snRNP complex.